Ailuropoda melanoleuca (giant panda) is the source of this 4679-nucleotide messenger RNA. RefSeq names its product arginine vasopressin receptor 1B (gene AVPR1B). Gene Ontology annotation, biological process: G protein-coupled receptor signaling pathway; cellular response to hormone stimulus; regulation of systemic arterial blood pressure by vasopressin. Gene Ontology annotation, molecular function: peptide binding; vasopressin receptor activity. NCBI's taxonomy places the organism in Eukaryota, Metazoa, Chordata, Mammalia, Carnivora, Ursidae. The transcript is spliced from 2 exons. The coding region runs from base 484 to 1752 and encodes 422 amino acids. The record is from RefSeq and is a predicted model, not a curated record. Gene Ontology annotation, cellular component: plasma membrane.
CAGGGCUCCCGGCCCCCGCGCCGGCUUCGCUGGACUUCCAUGGCCCCCCAUGGCCCGGACCUCGCCACCAAGCAGGCUUAGGGACAUCGGCUUUCCGCUUCCAGAAAAGUUGGGAGAAAGUGAAUUUGGGGUGGAUCGGGAAGUGGUGGCAGGUCCCAGGCUUCCUUCCCUUCCAGAAGCCUCACCCUGCACAGCCUCAACCAUUUUUCUUUUCCUGACAUCUGUCCUCCUCCCUGAGCCCUCUUUCUCUUCGCUCCUAAGCUUCCCUCCGUGUUGUGGGAUCAGCAUCUUCUCCUUCCUUAUCUCUUUCUCUCUCCUCCUCUCUAUUCCUACCUAUUUUCACCUUCUCCCUGUCAUUCCCCCCUUCUCCCCAUCUGAAACCUUUCCCUUUUCCCUCCAUUUCACCCAUCAAACCUCUCCACUUGCCCCACAUUGUCUAUCCCUCUCUCGGCCUCCUCCCCUUCCCUCCCAGCAAAGUCAGCCAUGGAUUCUGGGCCUGCCUGGGCUGCCAGCCCCACUCCUCUGGGCCCCUUCUCUGCCCCCAAUGCCACCACACCCUGGCUGGGCCGGGAUGAGGAGCUGGCCAAGGUAGAGAUCGGAGUCCUGGGCACCGUCCUGGUGCUGGCGACAGGGGGCAAUCUGACUGUGCUGCUGACCCUGGGGCAGCCCAGCCGCAAGCGCUCCCGCAUGCACCUGUUUGUUCUGCACCUGGCCCUGACUGACCUGGGCGUGGCCCUCUUCCAGGUGCUGCCCCAGCUGCUGUGGGACAUCACCUACCGCUUCCGGGGCCCUGACCUCCUCUGCCGGGCCGUCAAGUAUCUGCAGGUGCUUAGCAUGUUUGCCUCCACCUACAUGCUGCUGGCCAUGACGCUGGACCGCUACCUGGCUGUUUGCCGCCCCCUGCGCAGCCUCCAGCAGCCCAGCCAGUCCACCUACCGGCUCAUCGCUGCUCCCUGGCUGCUGGCUGCCAUCCUCAGCUUGCCUCAAGUCUUCAUCUUUUCUUUGCGGGAGGUGAUCCAGGGCACCGGGGUGCUGGACUGCUGGGCAGACUUCCGCGUCCCCUGGGGGCCUCAGGUCUAUAUCACGUGGACCACCCUGGCCAUCUUUGUCCUGCCCGUGGCCAUGCUCACGGCCUGCUACAGCCUCAUCUACCACGAGAUCUGUAAGAACCUCAAAGUCAAGACACAGGCCCGGAAGGGGGAAGGAAGGGGCUGGAGGACUUGGGACAAGACCUCACCUUCUGGCCCAGCUGCAGCCAUGCGGGGGCUGCCGUCCCGUGUCAGCAGCAUCAGCACCAUCUCCAGGGCCAAGAUCCAAACUGUGAAAAUGACUUUUGUCAUCGUGCUGGCCUACAUCGCCUGCUGGGCACCCUUCUUCAGCGUCCAGAUGUGGUCUGUGUGGGACAAGAAUGCCCCUGAUGAAGAUUCCACCGACGUGGCCUUCACCAUCUCCAUGCUCCUGGGCAGCCUCAGCAGCUGUUGCAACCCCUGGGUCUACAUGGGCUUCAACAGCCACCUGCGGCCGCGCCCCCUGCGCCGCCUGGCCUGCUGCGGGGGACCCCGGCCCCGGCCCCGCUCACGGCACUCCAGCGACAGCCCCUCCAGCCGCCGCACCACCCUGCUGACCUGCUCCAGCGGCCUGCGCACCCUCACCCUCAGCCCCAGACUCAGCAGGGACCCUGGGCCCGAAGGCUCACCGAAGGACUCGGCGCAGGUGGACGGCGAGGCCUCCACUGAGACCAUCGCCUUUUAGGGAACACUCGCCCGCGGGGCUGGCGGAGGAGCUCUGCUUAUCUCAGCACUGGGUGUAAAAGUUGGGAGGGCCAGGGUUGGAGUUAGGGGGAGCCCACUUUGAGGCAGGGUGAGGGGGCCAGAAUGGCCGUCCUACCCUUGGUAUUACAGGUGCCUCUGGCGGACUCUUGUUUGCUCCCAAUCUCCCACCUUGGGAAUCAGGGAGAGUCAAAGCCUCACUUCCCUGAUCCUGUGCAUUCACAGGGUGCCUGGGGGCCCACGCGUGUGGUGGGUGUGGUGCCCCAGAUCUCAGGCAGGCUGAGGGUGGCCCUGUCUGGGGGUCUGUAGGUGGCAGGGACUCGGGCUGCUCUCCCGCCUCGACUGUUUGUCCCCAUCCUAACCUGACUAGCACACCCAGCGCAACCAGGAGGGGGGAGAAGUGAGAAUCUGUGAGAAGGAUCCUCUUUCUCUGUCUAGAUCCCAGAUUUGUUUGUUUGUUUUGUAUAGGGAGGCUUCUUUCAUGAAGGAAACCGGGGGGGGGUUGUUUGAGCAGGAAUACCAGCUUUGCCCACUGUGCCCGCCUGUCUGCUGAAGGGAGGUGCACCUGUAACUGGUAGAAAUUCCACAAAUGCUCUUUUUUCUUCUCCCCAUAUCACCCACCCUUACAGGAUGGAUGACAGGGCAAAGUAAACCCUCAGGGGGGUGACCCCCUGGGAGGGAGUAGGUGAGGGAGGGAGGAAAGCAGAAAAUGAAGAUGGUCACAGUAAGAUGAAGAGUGGGCAAAGCCUCUGAGGCAGCACCCGUUGGUGGCUCUCCUUCCUCCCCCAAGGGAUCCACACGGCACCCUCCUCUGGGAUGGCCCAGGGGAGACAUCCUUACAAAAAGUGUGGCUAGAUCAUGACUCUAGACUUCCUUGAGGCUUUUCAGAGCUUCCCUACGAGCCAUGCGUUCUGUGAUGAAGUCAGGAGCCCGGGAUUUGAGACUCAGCUCUGCCGUCAGGUACCUGUAGGAACUUGGGCAGGUCCCCUCCCUUCUCUGGGCCUCUGUCUUCUCACCUGUUAGGCCAGAGAUGACCACUUAUGGAUCAUCAUGGACCUUGGUCUUUCCCAGCUCUGCCCUGUCAUGACUUUGCAAGACUGGGCAUGGGGUUACAGCAGAGCCCUUUCUAACCAGCAGGCUCUAGAAGAGUUGCUGGAUUUUCAUGACAAUGACAUUUAUACCCUUUGACUCAAUUCUGGUGGCUGUGGGUCCCACCAUGGUCAUACCAUCUACUUUUGCCCUCCAUUCUGUGAUGCUAAACCUGGGAGGGACAGCCGAGCAGCUAGACUUGGGGCUUUGCCCUGUGUGUCCUCAUGAUCAACAGUGGGAUUUAGAUCACAGGGUGGCUUCCCCACCCGAAUUCCGGAUUCUAAUCCUUGGUGGUGGAAAGAGCGUCAGCUGAAAAGUCAGGAGAACCGGGUCUUGGUUCUGCCGCGACUGAUGGCCAAUGUGGGGAGAAUGCUGGCUAAUCCUUCGUCUCUGUUACGAAGUCAAAUAGGACUGUGGAUGUAAAAGAGGUUGGAAGACCCAGGAGCUCUCUACUAGUGGAAGGGGCAGCUAAUCUAAUUAAGAGCUGCUGAGAGCAGCUCCAGGGAACAGGCUGUCCGCCCUCUACUCUUAGGAAACUGUAGGAAAUGGCUGUAACUUUGAGCUUUAAGAGGUCACUCAGCUCUGAGAAGCCUCCUUUGGCUUCCUUAGAAGAACCUAAACUGAGUGUUCUGAGUGAGCAAAGUGUCCCUAGCCUUCAAUGCUAAAGAACUGGGGAGUGGGACACAGACGCUAAUGGGACCAAGGCUCAAGGCAGAUGUGAGGGCCCACGGUCUCUCUACUGCGUUCUGUUGCCCAUGUGAGCCCCUGACAUUCAACCACUUCUUCCUUGUCCAUCCAUCCUGGAGGAGCUGGGCUUAGGAGCCUCCCAUGCCAGCAUGAGCUGCUGAAGUUUCCUGCCCUGCAUAUGUAAGCCACCGCCCCUCACACCACGGUUCCUCUUCCUCGUGCCCAAGUCAGUACCAGGUAAACCGUUGCCCGUCGUGAUGACUGGGAGAAGGGACACCAGUUUUGUACUUCAAAGACUUGGCUUUGAGUCCUGCUCUCAUUGCUUUUUUGUCCGUAUGAUCUUGGACAAGUCCUCUAAUCUCUCUGAGCAACAGUUUCCUUGUUAAAUAGAAACAACAAUGCCUACCUUGUUGGGCAAGGGAGCCAUAAGAUCAUAGACCAUAGAACACUCUACAGGGAAGAUAAUGAUGGCCCAGCUCCGCACUGCAUCUGGAGGCUAACCUCCUAUGGGAAGCGUGGAGGAGGGUCUCUGUUGUCUGGCGUUAAUCUCACUUCUGACAGCUAACCCCAGGAGAAAUGGAACCGUGCUGCCUCCGAGAUGGGCACUUUUGUGAAAUGUUUAUGCCAUCCUGUGGAUUCUGUGGAAUACAGCACAUCAGUGCUUUAGAACGCAUGUGGGAGCAAGGGAUAAGGGGUGGGCAGGGCGGAGAACGGCAGGAGGUGAACUGACCUUCUAUGGAGGUUUCUCAGAAUGGUUUUUUAUGUUGUUUGGUAUAGGCCAGUAAGUUUCCAGAUGUCUGUGUCUGUGUUUUGUAUGUAAAUAGGUCUUUUAUUUAUCAAGGGGCUCUAGACUCAGUCCAGGCUGUGGUAAGCUUCCUCCUGGGUCAGAAAUCCAGAGAUGGGGUUAAAGUUGACCAAUAAAACUCCUUAAUAACCAGGAAAUUUCUGGGCAUAUUUGUUUCCUAGGAGCAGGGACAACGGGACAUUCAAGCUGAAAUAAGAUUUGCUCUCCUUGAUGAUGGGGAAGAGAGUUUGAAGGGGUGGGGAGUGACCUUCACCCACAUAAGAGGGAAACGGGAGUGUCCUGGGAUUGGCCCUGAAGUCACAAGGUGGCAGUGUGGAGCUAAAAGUGAG